CCUUUCACGAAUGGUAUCGAUACACCCCCAUUUCCCCAUUUCUCUCCCAUCUCCUUCGUCCAUACAUUACUCGCAACAGUGUUAGAGUGAUAUUUUCUCGAUCCUCUCUCUGUAACAAUGGUGAAAACCGCAGCGAAUAAGCAAAAGCCGGCCAAGAAACCAUUAAACGCCAACAAGAAGAAGUUCGUAAAGACAAAGAAGAAGAAAAAUGUUGCAGAAAAAUCGAUCAUCUCAAACACAUCAGCUAGUCAAGCUGCCGAGACAUCUUCGGAUUCUGAUGUGGAAGAAAACUCACCUGAACAGAUCCAGAAGCUCAUCGAACCAUACACUAAGGACCAGUUAAUCGAAAUUCUCAUCAACGCCGCCAUAGCAAACCCUUCGCUUUACACCCGAAUUCGUGACGCCGCCGACAGUGACGAGUCCCACCGGAAGAUAUUCGUCUACGGCCUUGGCUGGGACACUACUAAGGAAACCCUAACUCUCGCCUUCCAACCGUACGGCGAAAUCGAGGAUUGUAACGUCGUCAUUGACCGUGUCACUGGGAAAGCGAAGGGCUUUGGGUUCGUUCAAUUUAGGUCACGGAAAGGGGCAAUGAAAGCUCUCAAAGAACCAAAGAAGAAGAUUAACAACCGAAUGGCGUCGUGUCAGUUGGCAUCAUUAGGGUCUGCAAUCGCCGGCUCCACGGACAACGCCAGUAGGAAGAUUUAUGUUAGUAACGUUCAACCCGAUGCCGAUGCAGAGCGAUUACGAGCAUUCUUCUCCAAAUUUGGGGAAAUCGAGACAGGUCCAUUAGGGUUUAAUUCGUCAACAGGAAAGUCACGUGGCUUUGCUUUGUUUGUGUAUAAGACUCAAGAAGGGUUUAGAAAGGCUUUAGAAGAGCCUUACAAAGUAUUCGAAGGACAUAAAUUGCAUUGCCAGAAGGCAGCCGACGGGAAAAACAAGGGAGUUGCAACUUCAUCUCCGGCGACUGUAACCACACCUGUUGUCCAACAACCUACCCCUCAAAUGAUGGCUGCUGUUGCUGCGACUCAAAAUUUUGGAAUGUUCAAUCAAUCUCUGGGAUUGAACCCUAUGUAUGGAGGUUUGUUUUCAAAUCAAAACGCAGGGUUUCUCGCAGCAAAUCCUCUUUAUGCUUCAGGGGUUUUGGGGCAACUGGGUGCUGCUAUUGGUGGCGCACAACCCGGGUUAGGUAGUUACUAUGGUGGUGCACCCAUGGGUGUUGAUAAUACGUCAUUGCUAGGGGCUACUCCUCCAAUGCUACAGGGUGUAGGCCUACUAAAUGCCUACCCGAAGAAGAAAGUAGGAUCAGCUGCUUUGACUUCAGGUUCAGGUUCAGCUUCUGGUUCCAGGUCUCAAGGUGGUGGUGGUGGCUCUUUCGGUGGUUAUCAAUCUCACUCGUGAUGAAGUACAGCUGUCAUUGAGGUUAAUUUUCAGUGAGUAUUGAAGAAUGAAUAUGUUUUAAAGGCUUUAUUUUCUGUUGGUGGCUAUAUCUUGGAAGUUGUGCAUGUACAAAGAUCUUUCCUAUUUCAAUCAUCAAAUCCUUCUCAUUUUUGCUGUUUUCUUUUAUGAAUAUUUUUGAAUAUAUACUUUAAUAAUUUCCUUGUAUGGAUUUGAUGACAUUUUAUAUCCUUCAUCCUAUUUUACUUUCUUCAUAGUUUUCCUAUU
Molecule: messenger RNA, 1665 nt
Organism: Lactuca sativa (garden lettuce)
Lineage: Eukaryota; Viridiplantae; Streptophyta; Magnoliopsida; Asterales; Asteraceae
Product: UBP1-associated protein 2B
Cellular component (GO): nucleus
Molecular function (GO): RNA binding
Source: RefSeq, a predicted model, not a curated record